UUUAGUCACAUUAUUUAUCUUGAAUUAAUAACUAGACAAAUGGAUGAAGAAUUUGUUGAAACAACUAAACUUAACCAUACUAUAGAUGAUGUUAAUAUGCCAGCAGUGACUGCUAGCUUAGAAAUGUUAACAGUAAAUACUAAUUUACAUUCAAUAUCAGAGAAUAAAAAGAAUCUUAGAAAAAGAAUACCAAAAGCAGUUCCCGCAGAACUUUUGAAUAGAAGAUGCAGUCGUAGACCAAAAAAGAGAAAUUGUAAAGAAAUGGAAAGCAAUGAAGAUAUUAAAGAUUACUAUUUAGAUAAAAGUUUUAAAAAAAAGGUAAAUAAUUUGGAAACAAUUUUUGAAGAAACGGCAAAUGCAAAUGAAAAUUCUAUAUAUAUGAGUGUGAAAAGGUACAAAAGGAUGAUUCAAUUUCAACAACAACCUAAUGAUUCUAAAUUGCAAAAAAGAAGAACUAAAAUUAAAAAAAUGUUUGGAACAAAGAUUAAUUUUAGAAGAAAACAUGGAUCUAUGCAAGCAUUACUUAAUAAGUUAAACUACAUCAGAUCUAAUUCACCAGUGAAUUCUGAAAGUAAAACGAAGUGAUUGUUAUACUGUAAAUGCUUAGUAGUGCUAUAUUUGAUUAUGCUAUUUUUAUAAACAUUAAUGACAUGUGAAUUUAUAUAUCUUAAAAAAUAUAAUAUUAAGAAAUA
Messenger RNA from Vespula pensylvanica (western yellowjacket), 692 nucleotides. RefSeq lists its product as uncharacterized. The record is from RefSeq and is a predicted model, not a curated record. NCBI's taxonomy places the organism in Eukaryota, Metazoa, Arthropoda, Insecta, Hymenoptera, Vespidae. The transcript has 4 exons. The coding region runs from base 40 to 585 and encodes 181 amino acids.